Sycon ciliatum is the source of this 2073-nucleotide messenger RNA. RefSeq lists its product as uncharacterized. The record is from RefSeq and is a predicted model, not a curated record. The transcript is spliced from 10 exons. Bases 117 to 1391 code for a protein of 424 amino acids. Lineage: Eukaryota; Metazoa; Porifera; Calcarea; Leucosolenida; Sycettidae.
AUUGUGAUUAUCCAGCAUAGGUCUGUAAGCUACUAGUACUAGUAGAUCUACUCCCACUCUGGGUAGAAUGAGCAAGUAAAUCUCUGGCAACGGUGUGCUUUCUAUCAGUCCCCAUAAUGGCUAGCCCUGACAAGACCCACGACAAGAAGAAAUUGAAUGGGUUUAUGUCCGAAUUGUUGCGAUGCUCAACAGUCAAGGGAUUUUUACACUUCACUUUGCACCCCCGCGGCCGCGAAGAGCUACUGUUGUGUGUCAAAAACCAGCCCAUUGGUUUCAGUUGCCCGUCGUCUGCCAGUGGAUCGCUGAACAGUAGCUAUGAAGGUCAGGCACUUUCAUCACUGCCACGAAAUGAGCAGUCACUUCUGUUGUCUACUCACACGCAGAAAAGGCUGAGUGGGUUUGGUUUCAUCGAUGUCGGUCUGCCACCUGCAAGUCCCUCGGAGAGAGAAAUGUUCCCUGUGGAACACAACUCCACACUGUUUCUGCUCGCAUGCUACCAGCGCUACAACUGUCCGUACGUCUGGGUUCGAUCUGAUCAUGAAAGGCUUGUCCGCUUGAGUGGUAGUGGGCAUGGCAAAGGCAAGGAGGACAAUCCCCUGAAGCUACGCGCAACAAGUCGUUGGUUGGACACAGUCAUUCAUCCAUGGGAUAUCAUGGGUGAAGUGAUUCAGUUGUCUAUGCAGCCCUGUCCUUCCAAUCCGUUUGCUGUGGAUUUUGAGUACUUUGAAGAUCUGCCCAUGGACGAGUGUGUAUUGGCUACAGGAGCAAUGGCCAACUUCUUGCGUAAAAUAUUGCUCACCAGGCACCACUCGUAUGAUCACAAAGUUAGCGAGGAUCUGAAAAGAAUACUGCAGUUGCACUUUUCCGCCAUGUUCCAGUACGCAUCUGCUCCCAGUGGUGUCGGGAGUCUGGAUCAAGCAUCUUCUCCCGGUGCAUCUUCACAAGCUACAGCCACCCCAGCCCAACCAACUGGCUACUCCGCCACCGCCACUUCUACUAGCUCUUCAACAGCAGCAUACCCCAUGUCAUCAUGGAACAGUACAAGCAUACCAGCUGCCGCUAGUAGUAGUGCUCCACAGCAGCAGCAGCAACAACAGCAGCAACAGUAUAUGCCUCAGCCAGUAGCGUACAGUGGCUCUAGCACUGCUUCAGCUGGGUCAGCCGUGCUGCAAGGUGAGACAACACAAACACAUGCCCAGGUUGCAGUUAUUCCAGGAUCUACCGCAGGCAAUGUCAGCAAUCUGCCUCCGCUAGCUUUCAAGCCACCAGAGACUAAGAUGGCGGACUCACCAGAAAAGCCUCUUGCUUACUUCGGCACACCACCAUCCGACGACGUUGUGAAGACAUUGUAUGCGCAACAGGCCAUGGCUAACGCACCAGCUCAUCACUAGGCACACCUGGGCAACAGCACCUUGCUUGUAAGGUGACUUAGGUCUUCAGCCUGCAUGCCACUCAUGACUUUUUUGCCUCAGCACAGCACAGCACACACUACGUACACUUCUCCGGUUCUAUUGGAAAGCUACACAAGGUGAGUCGUGCUUUAUCCACCAGUCAUCAUGAUCAUCUUCUGAUUUAUGCGCGAGCACACGGGCACAUGCAUUCAAGUUGUUGUAAAGCAAACACUGUAUGUGCUAUGUAGUAUUCAUAAGCGAACGCUACCACCCAUUAGGUCUUUUUUGCAUUCCAUAUUGCCUAACUCAUCUCAUCUUUUGUACUUCAGCUGCGCUGCUUCAGCUAAGUAGUGCUUUUCACACACCGCUGGUUUUGUUUUUGCAUUUUUCAUGUUUAGUUGGUGCUCACAACAUUGGCGAAAGAUUACUUUCCCCCACAAAUUGUCAUUACUUUUUCAUUCGUCAAGUUCAGCAGACGCCCACGUUUUUUUUAAUUGUCUUCAUUUAUCUUUAAUUUUCAACGUGAACUACUACCAUACGCAAUAGUACGAAAUAUAUUUGCGAGUUCAUCAGCAAUAUCCCAAAUAUAUAGCAUAGAGCAUUAGAAAGAAAGUGUUCAAGUGAAUAUUUGUAUGUCCAAUUUAGGGCCACUGCUCAAUAUAAUCUGCUAAGGUUUCCUAAA